Molecule: messenger RNA, 780 nt
Organism: Saxophila tyrrhenica
Lineage: Eukaryota; Fungi; Ascomycota; Dothideomycetes; Mycosphaerellales; Extremaceae
Exons: 2
Coding region: 1-780 (259 amino acids)
Source: RefSeq, a predicted model, not a curated record
AUGAUCCCCGACGAUGAGCAGAACAACUUCGACAUCUUCCUCGACUGCCUCUCAGCAACCAUAGUGGCGAGUCUGAGCCCGAGCAACAAAAAAGGUCAGCGGAAACGAGCAGUCAAAGGCCGCAAAAAUGAGAUCAAGGCCGUGAUUCAGGAUGCCACCGAGAAGCAGGAGAACGAUGCAGCAGAAUUGGGCGAGUUCGUCGAGUACCUAAGCACAGAACUCUUCCUCUCCCUCCCCCCCACCCUCCGCACCCUCUCCUACGCCCUCCUCCAAGAAUCCCCCGCCCUCGCAACAACCUACUCCACCCCCCUCUCCCCGGACACCCUCUCCACCAUCACCUCCUCCCUACCCCCAAGCACAACCGACUCCCUCUCCUCCUACUCCAUCAUCCCCUCCCCCUCCCACUUGGACAAAUUCCUCGAACCGAUGUUUACGUCCUACAUCAACGCCGCCUCCGCUCCGCCGCCGGAAUACACGCCCGCUCUCACCGCCUCCCGCCCCUCGGGCUGCGAGAUCUGCGGCCGCGAGCAUGUGCCGUUGACGUACCACCACCUGAUCCCCCGGCAAAUCCACGCGAAAGCCGUGAAGCGCGGGUGGCAUCAGGACUGGCAAUUGAAUAAGGUGGCCUGGCUCUGCCGUGCAUGCCACAGCUUCGUGCACAAAGUCGCGACGAACGAGGAGUUGGCGCGGGAGUACUAUGACGUCGAGUUGUUGAUGGGGAGGGAGGAUGUGCGGAAGUUCGCGCAGUGGGUGGGGAGGGUGCGGUGGAAGGCGCGGUGA